UUAUUGAUUGUCUAGUGUCGUAACAAAUCGUAUUAACGUCGGCUUUGCACUUUUUUUUAAAUUAUGUCAGUUAGACACACGUCACAUUACUAAUUUAAAAACGAUGAAUCACAACGGAAGUGCGAAAAAGCGGAAUCAACCGGUCAAAGUUUACAUAAGGCAAAGACCCUUUAGUGAACAUGAGUUGACAAUAAAUUCCACAAAUGUUAUUCAGCAUAUGACAAACAACGAAAUUAUUAUUAAAUCAGGUCUUAACGAAAAAAGAUAUGGCUUUGACCGGGUUUUUGGUGAGGAGACUUCACAAAAAGAAAUUUAUAAUUCCGUCGUAGCACCUCUUAUCAAUUGCAUCAUUUCGGGUUAUAAUUGCACAGUUUUUGCUUAUGGUCAGACCGGGACGGGAAAAACUUACACAAUGAUCGGGAAUCAAGCAAUAAAUCCUGAAGAUUCAACAAUUGGUUUAAUACCCAGGGCCGCAGCUCAUUUAUUGGAAGAAUUGGAACAAAUCAAUUCGAAAAUUGAGUACACUGUUCGCAUUUCCUUUAUCGAGAUUUACAACGAGGAAGUGCACGAUCUUUUAAACAGUUCAUCAAUCCCGUUGAAAAUAUUUGAAGAUCCGGAUAACAAAGGAUCAGUUUGUAUCAAAGGUGUUAAAGAGGCGACUGUUCUUAAUUUGCAAGAAGUUUACGAUUGGCUUAAUAUUGGUUUGGUUGAACGACAAACAGCAUCGACCAAUAUGAAUCGUCACAGCUCUCGGUCCCAUUCAAUAUUUACAAUAUCGGUUCUAACUCGCCAAUUAACAGUAGAAGGAGAUGAAUUAAUUACGAUCGGUAAACUCUAUUUGGUUGAUUUAGCCGGUAGUGAGAAUGUAGGGCGGUCGGGUUCUACGGAACUGAGAGCACGAGAAGCCGGCAACAUAAACAAAUCACUUCUGACAUUGGGAAAAGUGAUCAAAGCCUUGGCUCAGAAAACUCAGCACGUACCGUAUCGAGACUCAAAGUUGACCAGAAUUCUGCAAGAUAGUUUGGGAGGUAAAACAAAGACGUGUAUGAUUGCGACGAUUUCGGCAGCCGCGAACGUGUGGGAAGAAACCGUAAGCACGUUGGAUUACGCUCAAGUGGCACGAAAUGUUUCCAAUUGUCCCCAAGUGAACGAAAACAGAAAACAAGCCAAUAUUCUCAAGGAUCUAAAGGACGAGAUUAGCAGACUUCGAAAAGAACUGGCUAUAGCCAGGUCGGGCGAAGGAUUCUACACAAGCCGAGAAAAUCACGAAAGAUUAUGUGCAGACGUGGAGAGAUUACAAACCGAAGUCAAUGAGGAAAAACGAAAGCUUGAACAAGUCACGAAGAAAAACAGCGAGCUGGAAUUGGCGAUUAGUGAAAAAGACGAGAAAUUACGAAAUGUUAGUCAAUAUUGCGACGAUUUGAAACGUGAGUUGAGAGAAAAAGACUUGCAAGAGAAGCGAAACAAAAGCGUGAUUGAUUAUUUUGAAACGCGCGAAAAAGAAAUGAGACAAGCGGCUGAACAGUUACGGAAAGUAUGUGAAGUUUCGACGAAACACGAAACUUUGUUCUGCCAGAAGUAUGAAAAUCAGCGCGCGAUUAGUUUGAAAAACGCCACAGCGGCCAAAAAUGCAUAUAAUUUAUUUGGUGACUCGUUGAGGGCUUUGCAGAACGCGACGGAAGAUCAUAUUCAGCGUCAGAAUGUCUCGCUGAGUGAGGUACAAGCGAAUGUCGGGUGUUUGAAGGAAAACGCCUGGAAAAUGUGCAAGCGUUUGACUGAGUAUUCGGCAAAAAUGCAAGAUGAUUCACAAGGCGAUUUUUAUAAAUUGGAUGAAAGUAAUCUUUCGCGUGAUUUUGAACAACGUUUGGAGUCCAUGUUUACGUCCCAGUUUUUUGCAAUUCAAAAGAAAGCGGUUCAAGACUUGGAACAGUAUAAUGAAGAAAAAAUGCACGAGGUGGAGACGAUGACAACGCGUUGUAUAAAUUCAAUGAAGCAGUCGCUGAACGAUUAUAUGCUUUGUGUUAACGAUAUUAUGAAAAACCAGUCGUCGUUGAUUGCAAGUGUUAAAGGCGCAACGAAUAGUGAUGAAGUGGUAUUGAAUAAAACAGUCGAGGAUUGUAAAGUCAAAGCUAUAGAAUUUGUUAGAAGUUUAGUUUCGGACGUUAACAAAAAGUUUGUGUCUCAAGAUCACGACACAAAACAAUUAAAAACUCGAUACUUUCAAGAGGUCGAAGGCAUCAAGGCUCAGUUUAAUACAGAAUCUGAUCAGAAAGUAAACAAUAUAAUUGCAAAUUUAAAACUGGCGGAAAAUAAUCAAAAUGAUUACGAAAAUGCAAUCAAAACUUUUGCUAACGAAAUUUUGGAGAAAAUAAAAAAAGAAGUAGAUGAGAAUUUGCAGUUUGUGGCUCAUGUGGGAGAUACACCAGUAAGACAGAAUUAUAAAUUCCCCAAAAAAAUGGAUGAGGUGCUACCGCGAUCAAUUCUUUUCGAACAAACUGAUGGCAGUGUUAAUUAGUUUUUUGUUGUGAUUUUAUUUAGUUUUACUUAUUCUUAUUAUAGCGUUAAAAUGAAAUUAGUUUUUAUUUUGAUUUGUUACGACACGGAAUGCUUGAAAGUUUGGCCGAUUUGUUGUGUAACUAAAGUU
Messenger RNA from Tribolium castaneum (red flour beetle), 2644 nucleotides. Its product is annotated as kinesin-like protein KIF11-A. Bases 104 to 2515 code for a protein of 803 amino acids. Gene Ontology annotation, cellular component: spindle microtubule; nucleus; mitotic spindle. Lineage: Eukaryota; Metazoa; Arthropoda; Insecta; Coleoptera; Tenebrionidae. Gene Ontology annotation, molecular function: microtubule binding; ATP binding; plus-end-directed microtubule motor activity. The record is from RefSeq and is a predicted model, not a curated record. The transcript has a single exon. Gene Ontology annotation, biological process: mitotic spindle assembly; spindle elongation; microtubule-based movement.